Messenger RNA from Gigantopelta aegis, 5071 nucleotides. Its product is annotated as acetylcholinesterase-like. Gene Ontology annotation, biological process: acetylcholine catabolic process; choline metabolic process. The transcript has 4 exons. Lineage: Eukaryota; Metazoa; Mollusca; Gastropoda; Neomphalida; Peltospiridae. Bases 417 to 2300 code for a protein of 627 amino acids. Gene Ontology annotation, cellular component: plasma membrane. The record is from RefSeq and is a predicted model, not a curated record. Gene Ontology annotation, molecular function: acetylcholinesterase activity.
UGCUGUUUUUUCUCUCUCUCCAUACUUUCAUUUAUAUUAGAAGCAAGUCUACAAAAACAAGCACACUAAACGGAGGUUGCAGGUCCAAAAACAAAUCACCUGUUUUAGCCUCAAAGCCAAAACAACGCCUGGCAUUACCGCUUUCUCUAUUCUAUCGGAGUUGCGUUUUUUCACCUGGUUGUUUCAACCGUGUAGUGAUGUUUACGUCCUAUGGAACGGCCAGUUGUACGGCGAUUGUGUUUAUACUUAGACUUGCUGUGUUGUUGUUACUCCCAUCAGCAUUGUUGACGUCCGUCCGUGCGUCCGACUGUUCUGUAACGGCUGUUUGGUAUUUAGUUCCUCGUCGAGUCUGACUAUGAGUUACUGGUUUUCGGGAGGGCAUGUUGUGAGUGUAAGCGGAUGUGACGUCAUGUAACAUGGAAGUAGAACCCCUUGCAGUUGCCGUCUUGACCCACUUUCUUCUGUUUCUACAGGAAGUGAUUUUGAUUCAUGGGAGUCACAGCCACAGUCAUGUGAUUCGACUAACUGAGAAUGGAAAGAUUCGGGGCACGAGACACCACGUUCAUGGGAAAACGGUGGAAGUGUUUUACGGAAUUCCGUUCGCACAGCCUCCGCUCGGUAAUUUACGGUUCAAGGCGCCGAUCCAGGCAGACCCGUGGGAUGGCGUGUUGGACGCGACCACCAAACCGAAGGCGUGUAUGCAAGGGUUCGACGACAUUCUUGGAAACUUCUCCGGGGCUCAGGUUUGGAACCCGAACACCGAGCCCCACGAGGACUGCCUGUUCUUGAACCUUUGGGUUCCGCGGGUCAGAGAACCUCAUGCAAAUAAAGCUGUUAUGGCAUGGAUAUACGGCGGUGGCUUCUAUAGCGGGUCGCCGUCUUUACAAAUAUACGAAGCUAAAUAUUUAGCUAUCGAAAAUGAUGUUAUAGUCAUUUCUAUGCAAUAUCGGGUUGGGCCGCUUGGAUUUUUGACACUGGGGCACCCCGAGGCUCCUGGCAAUGUUGGUUUACUGGAUCAAAGGAUGGCGUUGGAGUGGAUACAAAGGAAUAUACAUUACUUCGGAGGAAGCCCGAAGAAUGUUACGAUCUUUGGCGAGAGCGCCGGGGCGGUGAGCGUGGGGCUGCACCUACUCUCCCCUACGAGUCGCGGCCUCUUUAAUAGGGCCAUCCUCCAGAGCGGGGCACCCCAGAUGUUCUGGGGCACGAUCAGCAUGGCGGAGGCUGAGCGACGGGCCCGAGUGUUCGCGAAGUACAUCGGGUGCAAGCCCGACACCCCGGCAGCGGUGUUGAUCGAGUGUCUACGGAAAGUCCCGAUGGGCGAGUUCCCGAAUCACGAGUGGCAUCUGGACAUCGUCGAGGGGAUUGUUCAGUUUCCGUUCGUGCCCGUUGUGGACGGGAACUUCCUCGUGGAGACGCCAAUAGAGUCUCUAAAAGCGGGCCGCUACAAAAGGACCCCGCUAUUGAUAGGCAGCAACGAGAACGAGGGGUCGUAUUUUUUAAUAUACAACAAUGGUUUUUUCCACCACGACAAGGAGAGCUUGAUCAGCCGGGCGCAGUUCAAGCUGGUGAUGGACGACCUGUUUCUCUAUUACCCGCACUACCCGCACAGACUCAAUAACUUCGGUAGGGACGCCAUAUUGCACCACUACACCGUCUGGCUGGAUCCGGACAACCAGACGAAGAUCCGUGACAAGAUCGCGAGUUCAAUCGCCGACAUGCACUUCAUCUGCGCGGUCAACGAGCUGGGACUCAACUAUGCAAAUAGCGGAUAUGACGUGUACAUGUACUGGUUCUCGCAGCGCUCCACGGUCAGCCCGUGGGCCAAGUGGAUGGGCGUGUUGCACGGGGAUGAGAUUAACUACAUUUUCGGGGAGCCUUUAAAUAAUUCGCUCGGAUAUACGCACGAGGAGAAAGAGUUCAGCAAAAAAAUUAUGCGUUUUUGGACUAAUUUUGCCAAAACAGGUGACCCGAACAGGGGUCCCGGGGAGAUGUCUUUAGGGGAGUGGCCGCCGUACCGCCCCCGGGAACAGCUGUACCUGAAGCUGAGCACCAAGUACCUCCACAACGCUAACAAAGACCAAGCAAUCGGCCAGGGCGGGCCGAGACUCGAACACUGCGCCUUCUGGCAGCACUACCUACCUCGACUAGUGGCGGGAACAGCUAACAUAUCCGAGGUGGAGAAGGACUGGAAGUUACAAUACAACGAAUGGAAAACCAGAUACAUUGUCGACUGGAAACACCAGUUUGAUAAUUUCUUACAAAAUUACGAAAGGCGGCUACAAACAUGUGGAACACCCUGAUAUCAUCGGAAGUAGAUUUGGCUAGACUGUGACAUUACCGGAAGUAGUAGAUCUAGAGGCAUGUUCAGGAGGCCGAGCGAUCGCGGUCGCUCUCUAGACUGGUUUUUGCGCCUAACGUUAUUAUAUGAUAUAUGAUAGAAGACGACGGUGCCAGUCAAAUCGUUCGCCAACGAUCGGCCUCCUAAACACGCCACUGGACAGACACUACCGGAAGUAGUAGAUAUGGCUAGACGUAUAUUAUGUCCACCGAAGUGUUGAUAACGGGAUUAUUUCAAAAAACUUUACUUCCGGUAGUGCUGUUUGAAGUAUCUGUAUAAACUCGUGAGCGAAGCACAAAAUUAACAUUGCCACAAUCAGUGUGCCACAAUAUAUAGGGCAUAUUUGAAACGCCAGGCAGAUUUGAAAUAUAUCGCUCAGAUGUAAAACACAUGAGGAAAAUAUUUCUAAACGUGAAGUGUUGGAAUGUAAGCCUAAGCUUAGUCCAGAAAUGAGUUAAUAGGCUCGGUAUCUGUAACACCGUACUGUCGGAUCUCUGAAGUACUAAUUAUUAAGAUGCAUGGUUAAUCGAGGUUUUACUUUGCAAACAUUCAACAUUCUUUGAAAUAUUAUUGUAAUUGUUGCGAAGUGCAUCUUGUUUCAACGAACAGAUGGGCGUUGCACGGCUGGAUAUGUCACUAAACUUGGGGUGGGGUAAAAGGAAUCUGCAAGGCAAAUCUUGAGGAUGUACUGCAUGUACACAUGUGGCAUAAAGUACCACAAAUGUUAAGAGAAAUCUGGCUUACUCAUCAAAUUAUUAUCUACAUAGAAAUAGUAGGAAAAAAUCCAAAGAAUAAAACUGUUACAAGAAUCUGUCAUAAAAUUUCAAUUUCCCUAGUUAUAUGGGUUGAGGGUGGGGUUAAAUUUAAAACUUGAUGAAUGGCCUACUACCACAAAUAUGUGGUUCAUAUGAUACAAAUAAAUCAUUUGUUAAUAUCGUGUAUCUCCGCCCCUCGUCUCUAUACUGCUCUUCAAAGUUUUAUUGGUAAUGUGUGCUUAGUUGUGAAUAUGUAUGUAUUAUCCUAUUAAGAAAACCGAAUUGAGAGAAUAUUUACUAGUAUAUUAAGAGGUAUUACCGUAGGCAAUUAUUUUCGUAGUACUAUUUUGUCUUCAUUAUUGCAUUUAUUGGUCUUGGUGGCCUGGUGGUGUAGCCAACGAGUUUUAAAAACUGGUAGAUAUUGAGUUAUAACAGCUCAACGGUCAGGUGUGCAGGUCCAUAGGAACCGGCGGGUUGGGGUGUGGCUGGACACCUCACCCUCGUGGAGGAUCACGAAAUUUACUCGUUUUGACUUAUUAUGUAUAUACAAAAUAAAGUAAAAAUACUUUAAAACAGCUUUAUAGAAUUUUGAUCUAACAUAUUGUUAUUUUAUAGUUCUAGAUACUAUCCAAAGAUAAAAUUCCGCUUGUGAACACCUCGUCCCCACCCCCGGCUAUAGGUGUGGUUCCUAUGGGUCUGUCAAAGAACAUACAUUGAAUUCUUUCUCAUUGUAAGGACGGCCUUCCAUUAAAGCGAUUCCCAUGUCAUGCACAGAACUCUGGCUAAGUCAGAGGUUGUGCCCACAACAGGCGUGCUUGAACAGUUCUCUGCUGGAAGCAUGCCAAAAAUUACCUACUCACCCUCAACACAAUUCCGCACGCGAAAUCGCGUUAAUGGAAAACUAGCCUUGACCUCUACCCUGGACAAAUCGCUAGGAUAGCGGCUGUAUUUGCCCAGGACAGCGUGCUUGGUUCUCUAAAUGCCCGAGUAAUUUAUUCGUCAGGCGGAAGUAGUUUAAACUCAGGAAACAACGCUCAGGUAAUCGUCAGUGGCGUAGUGCAGAGGGGGAGGGGGAGGGAAGGGCGUUAGGGUGACAAGGUAUCUUGAAACCGAAAACACAAUCUCAUUACAAUAGUGGCUUAUACAUGUGGUGCUAUCAUGCAAGAUUAGAAAAUUAGAUGAGGUAUUUAGUCAAUUUUUUGAAAAGUGGGUAAAAGUGUCGGGCUAUACUUUCGAAGCAGGUGCGAGGUUGGGAUGGCAUGCUCUUACCCCAGUUUCGCACACGUUAGUACUAAAAUGAAAACCUCAAUUUCAACUGUUUUAUAAAACAUGAGAAAAUCUACGAGUAAACACCAUAUGGUAUACACUAUACAGGCAAUACGUUUUACAUAAAUGUUCUUGUGAUUCUUAAAGUGCAUGUUUUUAACACAGAGACUUUUGUUUUAAUUAAAUAUGCUAUUGGAGACCAAAGUAUGUUUUGGCCUCCUAUUAGUAAUUUGUUUGAAUUAAUAAUUAUAAUGUAUAUAUAUUUAUACCUCAUAUCCUCCCCCACCCCCUCCCGUCCAAAUCUCCCUCCUUCAGGUCUAAAGGUAUCAGUGUGAAAGGCGAAACAAAAUGGUUUCAUUUCAGUAUGAGCAGGGACGUUUAAGGCAGGACUAUGUUCAUCCAGAUCGAGCAAAAACAAAACAAAACAGACCGCUAGACUGGUUAAUGCGCUUCACAUUAAACCAAAUGGCCACGUCGGGAACCAAUCAAAUAGCUAGCGAAACGUUUGCUGGCUGAACUUGGGGCUGGUUCGCGUGGCACUUCGCAUACUAAGCAAGUUGAUUUGACCUCUAACACCAGAUGACCUCACUACGCCACUGACCUUUGUAUUGAAAUAGUCCUCGAUUGAACGCUCCACUUGUACUGUCUAGCGAAGGUCAUUGUACAUAUGUAUGUACUCAUGUAACGCCGUGUCAAUAAACAUUGUACCUCA